Rotaria sp. Silwood2 is the source of this 1626-nucleotide messenger RNA. Lineage: Eukaryota; Metazoa; Rotifera; Eurotatoria; Philodinida; Philodinidae. The record is from the annotation of a GenBank genome assembly.
AUGCAAGAACGAUGGUUUUUUAGUGGAUAUUAUAAUCUAUCGAUGUUAAAUAUAAUACUGGCUAGUGUUUUUUAUUUAUUAACACGUUGUCGAAAAUGUCAUUCGUUUGUUGGAACAAUGACAACUCCAUUACCAUUAAUUAUAGACAGAGCAAUGCAUAAUACUGCUAAUAUGUCUGAUGAACAACGUCUUUUUUAUACACUUAUGACUGGUUAUGAAAAAGCCGUAAGACCAAUUAGAAAAUCAUCAGAAGCAGUAGUUGUCAAACUUGGUAUAACAUUAACACAAAUAAUGGAUAUUGAUGAACGUAAUCAAAUAAUGACAACUAAUAUUUGGCUGGAUCAGGAAUGGAAUGAUGAAUUCUUGAGAUGGAAUCCAGAAGAUUUUGGUGGUUUGAAAAAAAUACGUAUACCAUGCCGACACAUUUGGUUACCUGAUAUUGUUUUAUAUAAUUCUGCUGAAGAUUAUACACAAGGAUAUAUGCAAGCAUUAGCAAUGAUUGAUUCUAAUGGUACUGUCUUUUGGCCGCCUAUUGUUAAAUUUCGAUCAACUUGUAAAAUUGAUAUAACUUGGUUUCCCUUCGAUGAUCAGUUAUGUUUUUUAAAAUUCGGUUCAUGGACGUAUGAUUCUACUCAAAUAAUCUUAACAAAUCGUUCAGAAUCUGUGGAUACUGCUAAUUAUGUAGAUAAUGGUGAAUGGAAAUUAUUAUCAUCAUGGACUAUUCUAUCAAAAUUAACGUAUCCAUGUUGUGAUGAAUCAUUUUUUGAUCUAAAAUUUUACUUUCAUAUACGGCGUCGAACAUUAUAUUAUAUAUAUAAUGUAAUGAUACCUUGUAUAAUGCUUUCAAUAUUAACAUGUUUAACAUUUUAUUUACCAGUAGAAUCAGGUGAAAAAGUUUCAUUAGGUUUAACCGUUCUUCUUGCUUUUUCAGUAUUUAUGUUAUUAAUUGCUGAGUCAAUGCCAGCAACAAGUGAAUUUAUUCCUUUAAUUGGUAUCUAUUUUACAUUAGUUAUGAGUUUUACAAGUUUAUCAGUUUUAUUAGCUGUUGUUUUACUUAAUGUUCAUUUAUAUGGUUCAGCUUUAAAACCAAUUUCACCUCGAGUACGUCGUAUAUUAUUUCAUCAUCUAGCACCAAUGCUACACGUUCACUUACAUCGUGGAACAAAAUCAAAUAAUCAAAAACAUCCACGACGUUCUACACUAAUAGCUCCGCGUCGUUCAACAACAGUUUAUAAUGCUAUUUUUUUAAAUGAACAUGAUCUUUUAUCAAACAGUCAACAACAAUCAUCAUCACAUACAGUUCGGCCAACAACAGUAAAUGAAACUAAUUUAAAUACAGAUUCAUCAUCAAUAUCAAAUAUUCAAACGGCACCACAAUCAUUAAAUGAAUGUAAACGUCUUCUUAAUGACCUUAAUCGUCUUAUUUUACGUUCAACUGAAACCGAAGAAGAUGCUAUUAUACUAGAUUGGCAAAAUGUUGCAUUAGUUAUUGAUCGUUGUCUUUUUUAUCUAUAUAUUUCAAUGACAAUUUUAUUAACUGUAGGAACAUUAAUUUUAGCACCUUUACUUAAAAAUGUUCCAAAACAACCGAAUUAUCAUCAAUUGAAUAUUACAAGGACUGAUUAA